This is a messenger RNA of Podarcis lilfordi (Lilford's wall lizard), 1047 nucleotides long. The record is from the annotation of a GenBank genome assembly. Lineage: Eukaryota; Metazoa; Chordata; Lepidosauria; Squamata; Lacertidae.
AUGGAGAUAAAGCUUUUUGUCCCCCUCAGUCCUGUUCGGCGCCCUUCCCCCCCCCCAAAGGAAAUAAAAAGAGAUGGCAGGAACCUCUCCAGGUAUAGCGGGUGUCAGAACAGCCAGCGGGGGGGGCGGCGCAGAAAGAUGAGAGCGCAUGCGCGCCCUUCUAUCGCCACCCCUCAGCCCGUUGUUGUGAGGCGCCGGAGAAAGAGCGGUUGCCGAGAAGCGGGCGUGGCCGUCGCGAGGGUGGGCGUGGCUGCGCAGGUCCGCCCCCGGCCCCACAUGCCUCCUUGUCUGCCUCCCAACCGCUCCUCCCAUUGCCUGUGGCGCUCCGGUAGCGGAAGUGCCUCUCCUUCAGAGUGGAGGAUUCGCUUCCGGGCGCUGCUGGCCGAGGGAACUGAGGGGGGAGCAGCGUCGGCGGCGUCGGCCGGGGGGAAGGUGGCACUCGGGCCAGGACCGAGCUCCCUCCGGCGGACCCGCCAUGUGAGGAGAACUCCCAACGCCCCCUCAGGUGAGAAAUGCGGGGGAGGGGAGGAGUGCUGGGGUUUACGGUUCUUCCAGCUCCCAUAUUGGGCACGCCGAAGGCAUCAAAGGACGGUGUUCGCAGCAGCACCACCCCUCCGCCCCCGUUAGGCUGUGGGGCUGCGAAGGUGUAAGACUCCUGUAUAGCUGCUUCCCUAUUAGAUGCAAAACGAUGUGGGGAUUAAUGGAUUAUUUAUUUAUUUAUUUAUUUAUUUAUUUUACCGCUCUUCACCUGAGGAUCACAGGGUGGUUUAAAAUAUAAAAAGAAAAAUGCAUAACAAAUUAACAAUCAAAAACAAUGACGGCCCUUUUGUAGGGGUUGAUUGAAUCCAGGUUAGUUCUUUUGGGCGUGGGGCUUUGUUCGUUACUCUUGCAAACAUAUCCUGCUUUUCUUCUUUGUGUCUUAGCCUUAAACUGCGUAAAAAUGGAAAUCUAUUGUAAUUUGAUGCACACACAUUUCUUUUCUGCACAGGCAACGUGCUUGGUUUUUCUCCAUCCCAAGUACAACAACAACCCUGUGAAGCAGACUAA